AUGCCUGAACAUAUUGAUUCACAAGAAUCUAUCUCUAAAAUGAGCACAUCACAGUUUUCCUCCGUCGAGGAUCUCAACGCCACCCAGGAGAAGUCAAAUUCUUCACCUCUCCAGCGCUUGAAGAAACAAUGGAAGGAGAUAAAAAGGGAGUGGGGACCUCUCAUGGCGGCUAAAGAAGACCUAUAUGACGAGUACACUUUCCCACCGGGUCGACUCAGUGUUUUCGUCAAGACUGCAAAAAAGUGGUGGACCUUUUCUUCAAUCCAGGGAGCACCAUUCCUAAUAUUCGAUGAUCGUGGCCAUGCUGCGAUCUUCCUACAAUCAACCUGA
Molecule: messenger RNA, 330 nt
Organism: Penicillium verrucosum
Lineage: Eukaryota; Fungi; Ascomycota; Eurotiomycetes; Eurotiales; Aspergillaceae
Exons: 2
Coding region: 1-330 (109 amino acids)
Source: RefSeq, a predicted model, not a curated record